Messenger RNA from Frankliniella occidentalis (western flower thrips), 6482 nucleotides. RefSeq names its product anoctamin-7-like. Lineage: Eukaryota; Metazoa; Arthropoda; Insecta; Thysanoptera; Thripidae. The record is from RefSeq and is a predicted model, not a curated record. Gene Ontology annotation, cellular component: plasma membrane. The transcript is spliced from 17 exons. Gene Ontology annotation, molecular function: protein dimerization activity; chloride channel activity. Gene Ontology annotation, biological process: chloride transmembrane transport. Bases 374 to 5278 code for a protein of 1634 amino acids.
GUGCGGCGUGGGAUAUAGGGCUGUGGAAAAGCUACCCGAGUCCGCAUGAAGUGCCCGAGGCAGAGCAGGGAUGAAGCAAACCCUUCACGCCGCCGCGUCCUCACUCAUACCAAGAAUUCUACCUGGUUCGACCACAAUGGGCUUCGUCAGCUGUCUCGAAGGGAGAUAGCUCUGUAUUUCUAUGCCGCUGAAACGCGGACCGACCAGGAUGUGAAGGUCGUCUCGUCAGCGCCGUGAUGGCCGAGGUGGAGCGGCGCGCGGCUCCCGACGCCCAGGGGCGGCCCGAUGCGGGGGGCGGGCGGCGGUGAGGCGGGCCGCGGGCGGGGCGGCGGCGGCUCUGGGGGGCCGCGGUUGACGCCGUGGCUGGCGUGCGAUGUCGAGUCGGCGCUACCGCCGCUACUCUCAACGACGCAGUGCGGACCGGCGUGGUAACAGCGACUAUGGCUCCAUCAGAGAGGACGGCCAAGGAAUACUGCAGGAGGAUGAGGACGACUCUGACGGCGCCGCGCUGGGCUCUGUCGACCGCUCCGGGGACGGCGACGGCGAGGUCUCCUUGUCGACCGGGGCCGGAGAGGCGGCCGGUGGCAGCGGCACCCACAGCGGCGGCGGGACCGGCGGGGCCGCGGUCGUGGGCAGCGCUGCGGGUGGAGGUGGUGGUGGAGGUGGCGGAGGCGGCGGCGGAGGCGGAGGCGGCGGCGCUGCUGCCAACGCGGCCGCUCACCUCUACCUGUCGGCCCGCUCCGCCCCUGACCCGGCCACAUGCUUCAGCGACGGCCGGCGCAAGAUCGACUUCGUGCUCGUGUACGAGGAGGCCGUCGGCAACGGCGGCGGCGGCGCCACCCCGGGGGCGGGCGCGGAGGCGGGCGGCGGCCUUCUGCGCUCGGACAACCACCGCUCAGCCAAGCACGAGGUGUGGCGGCAUCGCUUCCUGGACAACCUGCGGCGCGUCGGCCUGGAGAUGGAGGAGGAGGUGGUGGAGAGCGACAACCGGAAGCUGGUCCACUUCCUCAAGCUGCACGCCACCUGGCCCGUCAUGUGCCACUACGCGGAGGAGCUGAGCAUGCGGGCUCCACUGCAGAUUCGCGCUUACAGCAAGGCUCAGCCCAACCCGGCGGAGAACUGGUCGGCGCAUGUACUGGCGAGCUUAAGGAUGCCCAACAUCAUGGCAGAGGAGGUGCCCGGCAAACCUGUCGAUUUCUACACCUGUCCGUUCAGACGAUCCAAAAUAGACCGAUUUCUAGGCAGCGACAACCAGCAGACGUACUUCUCAAGCGUACAGCGCUCCCGCGUGCUGUAUGAGAUCCUAUCCACUGCCAUGUUCGGGAAGAAGAAGAAGGGGGAAGUCGGAAUUGACCGAUUAGUCGAGGAAGGGGUCUUCUCCACCGCAUUUUCUCUGCACGACGGGCCGUACCGUGACCCGAGUGCCUCUCCCGGCGGCCCUGGACCCUGCACGAUGAACCCCCGCCAGGUGCUGUACGAGUACUGGGCACGCUGGGGCGAGUGGUACCGGUACCAGCCGCUGGAUCACAUCCGAGACUACUUCGGGGAGAAGAUUGCCAUCUACUUCGCCUGGCUGGGGUUCUACACGGGCUGGCUGCUGCCCGCGGCGCUGGUAGGGGUGCUCGUCUUCAUGUAUGGCCUGUUCACCAUCAACGACAACCCGCUGGCCAACCAGGUGUGCCACUCGGGCGGCUCGUUCAAGAUGUGUCCGUUGUGCGACGAAAACAUCGGCUGCAAGUACUGGGACCUGAGCGACGUGUGUGGCUACGCGCGUCUUGCGUACCUGUUCGACCACCCGGGCACGGUGUUUUACGCCAUCUUCAUCUCGCUCUGGGCCGUGACAUUCCUGGAGUACUGGAAGCGCAAGUGUGCCUCGCUGGCCCACCACUGGGACUGCACGGGCUUCCAGGAGGAGGAAGAGCGGCCGCGGCCCGAAUUUGCGGCCCGGGCGCCAUUUCUCGAGCGCAACCCGGUGACCGGGGUCCGGGAGCCGUCCUUCCCCGCCUCUCUGCGCACCAAGAGGGUCGCCGCCGGCAUCGGCAUCAUAUUCCUAAUGAUGUCGCUGGUAAUCAUCUUCAUCGUGGCUGUGAUCAUCUACCGUGUCCUGGUGUCAAUCCCACUCUUCCAGAACGCCACCUUCCGCUCUCAGGCUCAGAGCAUUGCUAACUUGACAGGUGCCGUGGUGAACUUGGUCCUCAUCAUGGCCAUGAGCAGGGUGUACGAGAAGUUGGCGUUCAGACUCACCUCCUGGGAAAUGCACCGAACACAAACAGAGUUCGACGACAACCUCACCUUCAAAGUAUUCAUCUUCCAAUUUGUCAAUUUUUACUCGUCCAUAUUCUACAUCGCAUUUUUCAAGGGCCGAUUCGUUGGAUACCCAGGGAACUACACUCUGAUUUUACGACUGAGAAAUGAAGACUGCAGUGCUGGCGGCUGCCUGAUCGAGCUGGCCCAGCAGCUGGCCGUCAUCAUGAUCGGCAAGCAAAUGAUCAACAACGCCCAAGAGCUGCUCGUCCCCAAGCUCAAGGCGUGGUGGCAGAAGAAGCAAGUGAAACUGCCUCGCAAGCGCGACAAGACCCGUUGGGAGGAGGACUACCAGCUCAUCGACAGCGAAGGCCUCUUCCAGGAGUACCUCGAGAUGGUUCUGCAAUUUGGCUUCAUCACGAUUUUCGUGGCGGCCUUCCCUCUUGCUCCGCUGUUCGCCCUGCUCAACAACUGGGUGGAGAUCCGCCUUGAUGCGCACAAGCUGGUCUGUGAGACGAGGCGCCCCGUGGCGGAGCGCGCGGAGAACAUCGGCAUCUGGUUCAAGAUCCUCCACAUGCUCGCGCACCUCGCCGUGAUCAGCAAUGGCUUCCUCAUCGCGUUUACAUCCGAGUUCCUGCCCAAGCUUCUGUACCAGUACGAAUAUCACUGGAACCUGGACGGGUACGUCAACUUCACGCUGUCCUAUUCGCCUGAGGGCACUCUGUCGCAGCAGUGUCGCUACCGGGGCAUGCGUGACCCCACCGGCAAGCACACGCCUUUCUUCUGGCGUCUUCUGGCCGUCAGGUUUGCCUUCGUCAUCAUCUUCGAGCACGUCGUCUUUGGAAUCUGCCGCUUGAUCGACGUCCUGGUGCCAGACAUACCCGAGAGCCUUGAGCUGAAGAUCAAGCGCGAACGGUACUUGGCUAAGCAGGCCCUGCAGGACUCUGACACCAUCCUGAGGGUAGCCGCAAACCACACGGAUGAGGAGGAGCAGCCGCCUCCGUUCGGUGGCAUGGUGCUGGACCUCACGUCUGAGCUGGGCGCACUCAUGCCCUCGCUGCUGAUCGCCGCGCCCUCGAGCAGUGAGCUGGCCAGGGCGGCACAAGAGGCGAUGGCGGGGCCGUCCGUUCUCAAGGACCUGCUGUCACCCGCGCCGUCCUCCAACCUGUCGGCAUCUACCCCGUCCAGGUCGCCGGUGCCGGACGCCGAGACGACCGACACUUUGCAAGACAAGAAGACAGAGAAGAAGUCAGCUAACCAGACAGCUCGCUCCCGGCCGCGGCCUCGGCCUCGAACAGUGACUGAUGUGGACCAGGUGGUGACGUCGCCCGCCGGUCUCGGUGCACAACCGCGCCACUCCAUGUCUGCCACAGCUAUCAGCACCAAGCUGCGCGGCAACAGUCGCACGGCCUCAGUUGACAACAGCGGCACCAACACAGCCUCUCGCUCACCUCAGUCUGUCCCGGACACUUCUUUGUUCGAAUACGUCGCCCUCCAGGGCGCCGACGGGGCGGACACCAUGUCCUUUGUGUCCAGCGGGGAGGACGGCGGGGAGGCCGAGGACGAGGCCACGGACCUGAGCGUGUCGCGCCGACGUGCAAGGAUCACAGUCAAGCGUCGGGAUCGACCUGCCUCGGCCUUUGUCGGGGAGGUGAUAGCAGAUGGCGCUGCGGUGCACGAGGUCCUCCGCCGAAGCGUACCAUCGAAGCUAGAUCAGGCCCAGCACGUAGUCGUCACCAUCCCCCAGCAGCACGAUUGGCCCGACUCGUCCAGCGUGAGCGAAGCGAGUUCCACGGAGGAGAGUGUGUUUCCGGGAGCGCUGGCGCGUGGCCUGGCGGGGGCCGCCGCGCAGAGUGCCAUCAGCGUGGGCUGCCUCGUCCACCCACCGUCAACGGUCCCGGGCCAGUCCUCGGUCCACAGCUCGCCCCGCAAGACUCGUGGUCUCGGCAGCUUCUCGGUCGGCUCAGACCUCAGCAGCUUGGUCAGUCAAGAUCCAGAUAGCUUCUCGGAUCUCCACCUGCGGCACGGCAUUGCUUUCGGCAGUCCCAAAAAGACUCCGACAAAGAUUCCGUCGGUGGUGGCAGCACCUCCGCCUUUGCGCGAGCACAGCGACUCGCUCGGCUCGGACAUCAGCAGUCUUGCAGGGCAGGACGCCGAGCAGUGGGCUGAGGUCGUGGUGGAGGUGGACGUCGAAGAAGUGACCGAGGCCGUGAAUUGCGGACCGCAGCAGUCGACGGGGUGCCUCCCCGCGCCUCCAGCGCUGACGAGGGCCAGCAGCAGCAAGGGGCCUCGCCGAGAGCGCCAAAUGCCGCCGCGAGAUCAGAGCGUGUCCGUCACGUCUGGGCUCAACGUGACUCAAGGCGUGAGCGUCGAGGAGCAAGGCCUUCGUAGCCUGCGCCACGCCGGAGCCUGCUUCGACAUCAACCGCGUAGGCUCCGCUUCGCGCGAUGAGGGGGCCUUCCCUGUCCGUAGCCCCGCCUCCGAGUCCUCGCCCAGCGCCACUGGCAGCGGACCCACAGAGGCGAGCAUCCACUCUGAGGCCGUCUCGGACAUCCACUCUGAACUCCACUCCGAGGCUUACUCCGUGGCCCACUCACUGUCCAGCGACUCACUCGAGCGAAAGCACUCUAACAGGAGUUCUGGCAUGUCUUUCGGAUCCGAGUCCGCCACGUGGGCAAGUGCGGGCCUGAGCCAAGUGUCAAGAGCCUCUAUCAAUUUCGAAGACGAGGCAUCUUGGCCAUCAGCCCCGUCAUCGUGGAGCAGACGGAGUUCCAGGGAGGCACACAUCGAGGAAGUAGCAAACGCUGGGGAGCGGCGACGCAGCUCUGGGUCGAGCAUGGAGCAGUCCGAGCGCGUUGGCUUUCGGUUGGCGUCGACCAGGGAUUCCACAUCAGGGAAUGGAGGAGAUCCAAGACUCUUCUUGGACCGACGAGGUCCACCACCACCACCGCCACCACGGAGACGCACCCCUAAGGUUGCAGAAAAUAGCCAACGGCCUUGUCCGAGCUUUCGGGAGAAAGAAUCCCCUGUCUGAUGGAAUUGGACGAUGCAUCCUCAGCGCUGGAACGUAAAAAGUACACACUAACUUAUUAAGAAAUGUCAAUGUGUAGGUUAUUUUCUCAACUAAAAAUAGCUUAGUAGGAGAUCAACUUUUUAAAUUACUUAGAUAGAAGAGAAAUUAUGACUUGUUUUGUCGUCAUCCACAGGCGACAAUUAAUUUUUAUACUUGUGUAAUAUUUUGCGUGUUCUUUGCUGUUUUAAAAUUAAGAAGGAAAACUGUGUGUACAUUCCAGUUUAACAGCAUGCAGUAAAGUUAAGUCGAAGAGUGACAAAAUCAAUUUCUGUGAUAAAAGUUUCUAGGUCGCAAGAAAUUUGAGUAUUCUAGGUACAAUAUCUUGUUAUUCUCAUGUAUUUCCUCUUUGACUUUUUGUCAUUCUCACUUUCCUGUUAUCAAAAUUUUCACUGCUUUGUAGAAUAGAAUCACACUACCCAUCUUAUAGCUUUUCAUCCAAAAUGUAUUCCUAUUAUUGUUUUCUGCAGUCUUCCAAAAUGAUUGUUGUUACUUUAUGGGCAAAUUGGCAAACUUCACACUUACUUACAUCCAGAGGUAGAGGAAAUAGUCAUCCAUAAUAUUAUAUUCUUCUUUACAACUCUUUACAACUUUUUUGAUUAAAAGACGUCUAUUUUGUGACUUCUCUGGAACAUAUCAUUGGAUGCACAGGACCUGUGAUAAUAAUGACAGACUAGAAAAACUUUAUUUUUAUCUGGGAAAGACACAUACUGCAUUAUUUGAUUAUGUUUGAAUUAUUUAUCAGAUUAAGUGCAGGAAUAUUACCAGCUGCCACAACUUUCGUUGAAUAAAAUAUUUAAUUUCUGGUAGAAUCCUAGAAUUCUACUUAGUAUUCAAUGCUGUAAUCUAAAAAUUAAUUGUGAAAGAGGUUUGUUUCAUCGGGAUGUGACCUUUGCUUGCAGCAAGUUUAUGUGUUUUUCAGUCUUGUUCUUAUGUUUUUCUUGUUAUACUUUACAUCCUCUGGGGGAGCACAAGUAUGUCAACAUGGUAAAAUGUACAUUCUAUUUUAAAUGAUUUGGGAUAAAGAAUUCCUGUUGUCUACAGUAUCCAUAAAUACAUAUAUAUUUUGCUUUGUAUGUAUUAGAGGGAAUAUUUCAUAUGGUGCAAGAACACAAAUUUUAACAAAUAAAUGCAUGGAAAAUCUAUUAAAUUUUACUGCUUUCUUCCU